Scomber japonicus (chub mackerel) is the source of this 1076-nucleotide messenger RNA. RefSeq names its product palmitoyl-protein thioesterase 2b (gene ppt2b). The record is from RefSeq and is a predicted model, not a curated record. Gene Ontology annotation, molecular function: thiolester hydrolase activity. The transcript has 8 exons. NCBI's taxonomy places the organism in Eukaryota, Metazoa, Chordata, Actinopteri, Scombriformes, Scombridae. Gene Ontology annotation, cellular component: lysosome. Bases 1 to 915 code for a protein of 304 amino acids.
AUGAAAGGCUCCCGUUCUGAUACCACCAGCCGGAGGAGAGGCAGCAGCAGCGGGGCAGCCAGGCUCCUCUACCCGCUGCUCGGUGCGUGUCUCUGGGCUGCAGUGGUCGCAUAUAAGCCGGUGAUCAUUGUGCACGGUCUCUUCGACAGCUCAGGGGAUUUUAAACACUUGCUGACCUUCAUUAACGAGUCUCACCCUGGAACGAAUGUGACGGUCAUAGACUUGUUCGACAGGAGCGCCAGCCUGCAGCCCAUGUGGAAGCAGGUGGAGGGAUUCAAAGAAGCUAUUUACCCGAUAAUGCAAAACGCAGCAGAAGGAGUCCACUUUAUCUGCUACUCUCAAGGUGGGCUGAUUUGCAGGGGGAUCCUUUCCACUCUGCCCAACCACAACGUUCACACCUUCAUCUCGCUGUCGUCACCUCAAGCCGGGCAGUACGGAGACACGGACUACUUGAAGUACCUUUUCCCUCAGUUCAUGAAGUCCAACCUGUAUCACCUCUGCUACACUGGGAUAGGACAGAGGAUAUCCAUCUGCAACUACUGGAACGACCCCCACCACAGAGACCUGUACCUGAACAGCAGUGAUUAUUUGGCUCUGCUCAACAGUGAGAGACCAAAUCCAAAUUCAACAGAGUGGAAGAAAAACUUCCUCAAAAUCACAAAGCUGGUGUUGAUCGGUGGCCCAGACGACGGAGUCAUCACUCCCUGGCAGUCGAGUCAGUUUGGAUUUUAUGACGACAACGAGACCGUUGUUGAGAUCCAGAACCAAGACCUCUACUUGAGAGACGUCUUUGGUCUGAAGACGCUGGCGGCUCGAGGAGAUCUGAUCUUGUGUUCUGUUCCCGGCGUGGAACACAUCUACUGGCACUCGAAUGAGACUGUGUUCCACCUGUGUAUGGAGAAAUGGCUGGAGUAGAACCAAACUCUUACAAUACACACACACACACACACACACACACACACAGCAUCAGAUCGGAUAAGCUCUCGACUUCUUCUGCCUCGACAACUACUGUAAAGUUUACUCGAACAUUUCUGGAUUUUCUCUCGAGAGCGUUAUAUCUUUUUUUUUUUUUUUUU